This is a messenger RNA of Rhizophagus irregularis DAOM 181602=DAOM 197198, 687 nucleotides long. RefSeq lists its product as uncharacterized. NCBI's taxonomy places the organism in Eukaryota, Fungi, Glomeromycota, Glomeromycetes, Glomerales, Glomeraceae. The record is from RefSeq and is a predicted model, not a curated record.
UCUCAUGGAUUAGUUUCAGCAAUUUUCCAUGCUUAUAACAAUCAUCAACAUUUACUCUUAACACCUGAUGAUAUUUGGUUAACUAUAGCACAAGGAGUUAGUCAACAUAUUAAUUAUAAUGCAGAAAAAUUUCGUUAUCGUUUUGUUAAUCAUGAAGGUAAAAAAGAGAUAGGUAUUACUGUUAAUGAUAUUUUGGCUCAAAAAAAUUCACGCCUUGAGGGAGAUUGGCCAGAAGCAGUAAAUAGACUAGUUGUGAAAACUGAUCAAGCUGUAGAAAAAAUUGAUGUAAAAUCACUUUUAGAAUGCGAUUUUUCUACUACAACAAAAAAUUCUCUUACUGCUAGUAGAAUCGUUCUUUUGGAUAUGCUUAAAGAAUAUUUUUCAUAUAAAAUGUAUCUCUGUUGUGGAAUUCCUAAAAUUACUCUUGAAGGUACCUUAGAAGAUUGGACAAAAUUACAAGAGAAAGUAAUUCAAUUACGUCAGUUGGAUUUAGAUAUGGAUUUUUGGUUGGAUAAGUUGGAUCCUGUUGUAUGGCAAUUAAUUGAAACUUAUAAAGGCAAUGUUGAUGAAGAUUUUUGGUCAAAAAUAAUUUCAUUACAAAGUUUUGGUUCAGGACCUAGUUAUGUUACAGGAUGGACGAUGGCCCUUUUUCCAUAUAAAAAUAAUGGAAAAAAAUUAGAAGGUAAU